AUGAGCCCAACGUGCUUCGGCUUCGGAGCAUAUGGCAGAGGCAGUACCCUCAACUGCCAGCGCGGCCGCCAUUGCAGCGGAAAUGGAGGAGGACGAGGCCGAGGUCGCAGCAAGCGGUCGAAGGAAAGCUGGGCAGCUGGAGGGUGCGUGGUGGAGCUUCCGGUGGAUGCAGAUGCUGCUUGGCAGGAGGACGAGGCCGAGGCAUCCCGAAGCUGUCGUGAUCAGUGCUCCGCCAUGAAUCCUCCAAAGCUCUUGGAACAGCAAUUCCCGAGACGAACUUCCGAACUGGAGAAGCUUGAUUGA
This is a messenger RNA of Symbiodinium natans, 303 nucleotides long. Lineage: Eukaryota; Dinophyceae; Suessiales; Symbiodiniaceae. The record is from the annotation of a GenBank genome assembly.